Messenger RNA from Ogataea parapolymorpha DL-1, 1551 nucleotides. RefSeq names its product CAP (cyclase-associated protein) subunit of adenylyl cyclase complex. The transcript has 2 exons. The coding region runs from base 1 to 1551 and encodes 516 amino acids. Gene Ontology annotation, molecular function: adenylate cyclase binding; actin binding. Gene Ontology annotation, biological process: regulation of adenylate cyclase activity; cytoskeleton organization. Lineage: Eukaryota; Fungi; Ascomycota; Pichiomycetes; Pichiales; Pichiaceae. Gene Ontology annotation, cellular component: cytoplasm. The record is from RefSeq and is a predicted model, not a curated record.
AUGUCGAACGAAUCGUUUUCCAUCCACGGAUACAAUUUAGUGACAUUGCUCAAACGGCUGGAGGCCGCGGCGUCGCGACUUGAAGAUGUCACCAUCUUCCAAGAGAAUGCGGUCCACUCGAAAACAAAACAGGCCGGUGGAGCCGUGACAGACGGUACCGACUCGCAGGCCGGAGCUGAUGCAAAGGCAAUUGAGGAGCCUGAGAAAGAAGCGCCAGCCAUUGAAGCGUUUGAUAAAUUCUUGGAGGAGUACGUGACUCCAUUUGUUGAAAUCUCAGAUAAAAUCGACCCCUUGGUUGCUGAGCAGGCCAAAUUGUUCGAGAAAGCGCUGCUGGAGGAACGCAAAUUCCUCCAGGCCGCCUCCAAGUCUGCGCCCGUCGACGCGUCGAGCCCAGUGUUCCAGUCGGCGCUCGCUCCGAUCAACGAGGUCAUUGUCAAGGCGGUGGAGGUCAAGGACGCCAACCGUACCUCCAAGUUUUUCAACAAUCUCAACGCUGUGGCAGAGGGUAUUCCUGCUCUUGGAUGGAUCUGUGUCACCACACCUGUCUCGUACAUUCCAGACUACAAGGACUCUGCCCAGUUCUGGUCUAAUAGAAUUUUGAAGGAGUACAAGGAAUCCGACCCAAACCAGGUCAAAUGGGCCACCACGUUCAUCAGAAUAUUCGACGGCCUCAAAAAUUACGUCAAGGAGUUCCAUACCACCGGUCCGUCCUGGAACGCCCAAGGAGGUUCUUUCGAGGAGAAUCUGGCCAAGGCCACGUCUUCAGCAACACCUGCUGUUCCGUCGCCUCCUCCAACACCUGUCUCUGGUGCAGGUGGUCCUCCUCCUCCACCGCCUCCUCCACCGGCCUCCGUGUUUGAAGCAAAGGAGGAGCAGCAGCCAAAGGGAAUGAACGCUGUUUUCUCUGAGCUCAAUAAGGGCGAGAACAUCACCGCAGGACUCAAGAAGGUCGACAAGAGCCAGAUGACUCACAAGAACCCAGAAUUACGGGCAUCAUCUGCAGUUCCGGCCAAAAAAUCUGUUCCUGUUCCGCCAAAGAAGCCUGCCAGUCUGAGCGAAAAGUCUCCUAAGGAAAAGAAGCCUCCGAAAAAGGAGCUUGUGGACAACAAGUGGAUGGUGGCCAACUUCGAAAACGAGUCCGACAUCAUCACCAUCGACGGAGAGAUGCAGCAGAGCAUUUUCAUCGCCAACUGUGCCUCCAGCAUCAUCCAGAUCAAGGGCAAGGUGAACGCUAUCACGCUGAACGAAUGCACCAAGGUUGGACUCGUUGUUGAGAAAGCCAUCAGCGGAAUUGACGUGAUCAAGUCCAGGAACUUCGAGGUCCAAGUCACCGACUCCGUUCCGAUGAUCUCGAUCGACCAGUCUGAGUCCGGCUCCCUGUAUCUGUCCGCGUCGUCACUGGAUACCGAGGUGUUCACCUCGUCUACUACCUCGCUCAACAUCAACGUGCCGGAAUCGGACGAUAUGAAGGAGCUUGCUGUUCCGGAGCAGUUCAAGCACACCGUCAAGAACGGUAAGCUGGUCAGCACGGUUGUUGAACAUGCUGGUUGA